UGCCCCUCCGCCUAAGCGGCACGGUCGGUAGACAGCGGAUCCCACAAGCGGCAGUAGUGCGUUUGUCCGAGCCCUGUAUGAGGUGUCCCACCCACCCGGUGACAGGAACGCCCCCUCCCUCCCGGUAACCCGCAGCGGGCGGCAGACAGGAGUGGCGGCGGGACACCCGCAGCAGCCAUUUUGAAUUGAGCAGACAAAGAGCGCGCGUUUCUGUGGCGGGGCGACUUUCUCCGCUUCAGGCGUCGCCACGCCACCCGGUUUCCCGCGCAGACCCUUCCCCGACCGCCCCCUAUUUUUGUGCCUCCCUCCCGUUCCACCGACCCCGCUCGAUCCCCUCCUGCCCUCCCAAUACCGCUCGCAGCCAUUUGCCCGCUCCUUAUGUAGCCAUGAAGCAGCCAAUGGGAGCGCCGCUCCGGUGUGACGUAAUUGCCCCGCCGCGCAGGCGCACAGAGCUGCUGCCCUCCUGAGUUGAGCGGCGGAGUAAAGAUGGCGGCGGGUUCGGAUCUACUGGAUGAGGUUUUCUUCAACACGGACGUGGACGAUAAAGUGGUCAGCGAGCUGGUGGGAUCCCUGGAGUCUCAGCUGGCCGCCGCGGCCCACCAGCACCAUCAUCACCACCACCACCAGCAGCAACCCCCCGCCGAGGCCCGCAGCCAGGCCCUGGCUAACCAUGUCACCAGCCCGGGGGUAGGGGCAGCCAGUGCGGGGGGACAGCCUGAAGCCAAGAUAGGGCUCUCCCCGGAGGUGCCUAAGACGGGAGCCGCUGUACCCGGAGUACAAGGAGGUGUCAUUAACAGCCGCCCACAGACCACAGCACAGCCUGACGGGACUCAGUCUGCUAUACCCGAAGCACCAGGAGCUCUUAGCCAGGCCAAAUCUGGGGUUCUGGGCAACAUGGCUUCCACUCUGCCCAACCACAGUUCAGGUAAUGGCAAAAAUGCCACCCUACAGACCAUGAAUGGGAGUAAUGUUGUGAUUAAUUCACACGGACCUGGGGGUCACGGAACCCCCUACCAGGGGAACAGCAAUGCCGCUGUCGGCCUGGUAAACAACGGACCGGCUCCUGUCGCUAAGGGUGGAGUGAACCCAGGAGCUAACACCGUUAUCCAGACUUCUUUCCUUGGGACUACUAACGUGGCAUCCUCAGUCAUCUCCUCCUCAUCCACAUCCACUGCGGGAGCAGCUGGGCAGCAAGCUGGCAUGGCGGGCGUACCCACCAGCGUGGCAUUGGUGAGACCUCUGUUGCACCAGGGCGUGCCCGCCACUCAGAACGGGAGCAAUACUGUGAUCAAUUCCCCUCUGUCCGCCCCUGCCGGGGUCUCGCUGCAAAUGAACAAUCAGCCCAGUCCGGUGAUCAAGUCGGAAUCCCCUAAAACUAUUAUCCAGCCCCCUCAGCAGAGCCAGCCUAACCCUGGCAAUAUGGUGUUAGGACAGACUAUGCAAGCUGGGCACCCUGGUCCUGGAGGAGCUGUGUCUGCCCCCGGUGCCCCUACAGGAAUGGGCAAAGCUACAGUCAGCGCCGUGCCUCCCAACUUGCCAAGGACUCCUACGGCCCUGGCCGGUGGUAUCAGGGCUACAAUCACUCCCCCUAUGCUUGCCCCGCGCGUGCCACAGCCUCAGCAGAACCCGGCGAGCGUUCAGAAUUUCCAGCUUCCGCCCGGAAUGGUCCUCGUGCGGAGUGAGAGCGGGCAGCUCCUAAUGAUCCCCCAGCAAGCCCUGGCCCAGAUGCAGGCUCAAGCCCAAGCCCAGGCCCAAGCACAAGCCCAAGCCCAAGCCCAGUCGCAAUCUCAGAACACCAUGGUUCCCCGUCCUGCCACUCCAACCAGUGCCCCUCCUGUACAGAUUUCUGCAGUGCAGUCUCCAGGAGCGCCGCUCUUAGCCAGACAGGUUACACCAACUAUCAUCAAGCAAGUCACUCAAGCGCCAACAACUGUACAGCCCACCACAACACUACAGCGCCCUCCUGUUGUACAGAACCAGAUAGUGCUCGGCAGCACUGCACAAACUGCCACUUUGGGGACCGCAACUGCCGUGCAGACUGGUGCGGCUCAGAGACCUGUGCAAGGAGCUGCUACCCCUGCCGCAGCCACCACGGAAACCAUGGAAAAUGUGAAGAAAUGCAAGAAUUUUUUAUCCACGCUAAUCAAGUUAGCUUCAUCGGGUAAACAGUCCUCUGAGACUGCAGCUAAUGUGAAAGAACUAGUGCACAACCUCCUGGAUGGGAAAAUUGAAGCAGAGGAUUUCACGAGUAGAUUGUACAGAGAACUGAAUUCUUCACCUCAACCUUACCUUGUGCCUUUCCUGAAGCGGAGCCUCCCUGCCUUGCGCCAAUUAACGCCAGAUGCAGCAGCCUUCAUCCAGCAGAGUCAGCAGCAGCAGCCCCCCACGCAGGCCACGACGGCCCUCACCGCGGUGAUGCUGAGCGGCUCCGUGCAGCGCACUGCUGGCAAGACCACCGCCACCGUCACUAACACAUUGCAGCAACCGGUCAUCAGCCUCACACAGACGGCCCAGUCCAAGCCGGGGCAGCCCACCCCACUGGUCAUUCAGCAGGCGCACAAGGCGGGAGCAGUGGUACGUCCCCCGCACGUGACAUUAACCCAGACGCCCAUGGUAGCACUUAGGCAGCCUCCGAAUCGGAUCAUGCUCACCACGCAGCAGUUGCAGCUAAACCCACUACAAACAGUUCCAAUGGCAAAGCAAGCAUUGGUACAAGGUGCAAAAACGAUGUCUGCAAUAUCCGCACAGGCUGCGGCGGCACAGAAAAAUAAAUUAAAAGAGCCGGGGGGAGGAUCGUUCAGAGAUGACGACGACAUUAACGACGUAGCUUCCAUGGCCGGGGUGAACCUCUCUGAAGAAAGCGCAAGGAUAUUGGCGACGAAUUCGGAGUUAGUGGGCACAUUAACGCGGUCCUGCAAAGACGAGACGUUUCUUCUGCCUGCGCUGCUACAGAGGAGGAUAUUGGAAAUAGGCAAGAAGCACGGCAUCACAGAAAUCCAUCAGGACGUCGUCAGUUAUGUCUCCCACGCAACGCAGCAGCGGCUACAAAACAUUGUCGAGAAAAUCUCCGAAACGGCGCAGCAGAAGAAUAUUUCGCACAAGGAUGACGAUCGGUAUGAACAAACAAGUGACGUACGGACACAACUCAAAUUCUUCGAGCAGCUCGAUCAGAUAGAGAAGCAGAGGAAAGACGAGCAGGAGCGGGAGAUUCUAAUGCGGGCAGCUAAGUCUCGGUCAAGGCAGGAGGAUCCAGAACAGUUGCGGUUAAAACAGAAGGCGAAAGAGAUGCAACAGCAGGAACUGGCACAAAUGAGGCAGAGAGACGCCAACUUAACAGCGCUAGCAGCUAUUGGCCCUCGAAAAAAGAGGAAAGUUGAAUCACCGGGCCCUGGUUCUGGUUCAGAGUCGUCCAGCACAAGUACCGCCACGGCCAGCAGUUCGGCGGGAGGGGGCAGCCGACAGUUUACACGACAAAGGAUAACGCGGGUCAAUCUCAGGGACCUCAUUUUAUGCUUGGAGAGCGAGCGAGAGACAAGCCAUUCACUAUUGCUAUACAAAGCAUUCCUUAAGUGAGACUCACAGAACUCCACAAAAUGGGAAAGAUCAAGGUAUUUUUGUUCAUUAUCUGUCGGUUUUUAUUUUUGCCCCUCAAAGAGGCGCCCCCCCCUCCCUUCUCGCCGGACACGUCUGCAGAACUUUUUAUUUUUUCCUGUUCCUUCAUCGUCUGUUGGAGACAAUAAUGGUUUGAAGAUGGCGCCGCCGAUGCCAACCAACCCCAUUAGACCACGUUAACCCUUCGCCGACGGGGCAGGAUCACAGCCGCCAACGAGGAGCGAAAAAGACUCGUUUUUGUUCUGCAUCGUCUUUGUAUUUUUUAUUAUUAUUAUUAUUAUGUGGAAAAAUCCAAAUCAAGGUUGAAAACUGCCUUCUGCAAAAAUCCAAGCCAUAGAGAGAUUGCUCGUUGCCACCGUCCGAGCCCCCCCGGCCCCCCGUGCUGCACUUGUUUUCACUGAUCUGUACCGAGUUAUCAGGGUUUUCUUUUUAUUAUGUACGGUUUUAUCAAUCUUGUUAAAGGGCAAGUAAACCUAAACUCACUGGGGCUGUGACGCGCUGUUAGGUAAAACUCCGCCCCCUUAGGGGGUUCUUAUUGCUCACCUCCUACCCCAGGCCAAUGCAAAUGCACCGGCCCGGGGUACUUUAUACUGAAUAUUAAUCAUGUCCUCCCUUCUCAUCCUGGGCCCGAGCCGAGCUUGAAAAGGGAUUGAAAGACCCGAACGCGACCCCGCCCUAUUUGGUGACAUCAGAGGGGGGUGGGUGGGGCACGGGGACACUGUCCCACUGAUGUGAGUGAUGGGGGGAGCCCAGCUGCAUAAGGAAAGUUCUAUUCACUGUUGGGGGGUAGAAUGGCAACCAAUGUCAGUUUUGGGUCAGCCUGUUCGGUACCAAACCACAUACUGUCAACCAUUUUGGUACCUGGCAGCCAUUUUGGAUCCCCCGGCCGCCCUUGCUGAGUGUGAGUCUGUCCUUCCAGGUCAGAAAACAUGGCGGCAGGGUCAGCUGGACCCUGGGGGAAACCCAGUGGGCCCCACCACUCCCCUCCCCUGAGAAGGGGGAGGUGCUGGUUUUGGGGGCCCCCAGGGGUAGCAGCCCCAGUCCAAGGAUAAAGUACCCCAGACUGUUGUGUCUUUUUGAAGACUAUUUGCCCCAGUCCAGGGCAGGAGGUGACCAGCUACUAUCACUGGGGGUGCCAAUCCGGUGCCCCAACCCUGCCAGUGAUUUUUUUUAAUUCCCCCUUUCCUUUAACCCCUUCUCUGCUUACAGCAAGGGGGGGGUUAACAACUCCCUGCAUCAGAUUCUUUUUGCAGAUGGCAGAGACUCCGCCCCCCCCCGUCCCGUAUUUAUUGAUUUUUAUCGCUUUCACUAUAACGUCACUCCCUUUGCCUUUAUUUUAGCAGCAUUUCUAAUAUUUGUUUUUUUUUGUUUCCUAUAUAUAAAUAUAUAUAUAUCCAAAAUAACCUCUGUUUAAACAAAAAUCAUUAUUUUCCACCGUUAAAGAAAAAAAAAAAAGUGUUUUUAACCUGUACAGGAAGUGAGCGAUUGUGUCCCCGCCCCCCCGGGGCAAAGAGAGGUUUUUAUUAAAGUGUAUAUGGCAUAAAUAUAUAUAUUUUUUGCACUGUUUUAGGUUUUAAAUAUUUUGGGGUUUUUUUUUUUUUUCUACCCAAGACGAGUGCUCCGCCCCCUUUUUUUCUUUCUCUCUAUUCGACGGCAGAACCAAUAGAAGCCCCGGUGUUUCCAUAGUCACUGUAGAUAAUUUGUAGCACCUCAUUACCCACAAUCCUACCAUAAAUUAUUCUGUAAAUCCAUCAUUUUUUGGUUUAUUAACAGUAUGCAAGCUCUGGGGGCAAGCCCCUCCCCCACCCUCCGUCGCCACAGCAGAAAAAAAUCGCCCUUCUUUGUAUCUAUUUUUUUAUUAUAAAAAAAAAAAAAUAAAAACUAAAAAUAAAAUAUAUACUAAUUGGUUCUUUCUAUUUUCGGAGGUUCCUGUAUCCAAACUGCCCAUUGGUAUAAGACUUUUCUGAGUGUAAAUAGUUUAGCUUCCCCUUUAACAUCCGUUUCUCUCUGCCUCGUACACUGAGUUCUGAUCAGUAUUUUUACCCGACAGCUGUUACAUCGCUCCCGGCGUCCGUACGACGAUCUUGUCUUUCCAUUUGGGGUUUAUUUUUAUUUUUUUGUUUUAUUUUUUUUUUGUUUUCAUGUAAAUUUUGCACAGUGACUUGUUCAUAUGUAAAUAUUUUACUUUCAAAAAUGAAGUUUUUAAUUGCUAUUGUUUUAUAUAGGAUUGAAAGAAAAUUAACGCCUUUAUUAAAAACGAAUUUAUCUGUA
Xenopus tropicalis (tropical clawed frog) is the source of this 5883-nucleotide messenger RNA. RefSeq names its product TATA-box binding protein associated factor 4 (gene taf4). The transcript has 16 exons. NCBI's taxonomy places the organism in Eukaryota, Metazoa, Chordata, Amphibia, Anura, Pipidae. Gene Ontology annotation, cellular component: transcription regulator complex; nucleus; transcription factor TFIID complex. Bases 487 to 3573 code for a protein of 1028 amino acids. Gene Ontology annotation, molecular function: protein heterodimerization activity. Gene Ontology annotation, biological process: transcription by RNA polymerase II; DNA-templated transcription initiation; regulation of DNA-templated transcription. The record is from RefSeq and is a predicted model, not a curated record.